This is a messenger RNA of Acanthoscelides obtectus, 5680 nucleotides long. The record is from the annotation of a GenBank genome assembly. NCBI's taxonomy places the organism in Eukaryota, Metazoa, Arthropoda, Insecta, Coleoptera, Chrysomelidae.
UCGGACUGACAAAUGUCAAAGGCGCAUUGCAUUUGUGAUUAUUGAAAAAAGGAAUAUGUGAUAUAUCAAUAGUUUUUUUUUUAGUUUUCUGAUAGGGUUUUCAUAUAAAUAGGUGCAAAAAGCAACUAAGAGUAAAUGUUUGUGUCCCAAUGAUCUCGUUCAUCCCAGGUUAUCCACUUUUAAAGUGAACAUAACCCCUCUAAAAAUUCAAAUAGUGGGCACUAUUGAUUAAGCAAAACAACAUAAAGCCAAACACUUCACAUAAUUUUAAAAAGAAAUGCACGAAGAAGAAAAAAAUGGUACUCAGUACGGAGUGGUCACAAGUGGAAGUGAUUGACCUCCUGAAUGAUGGCUCAGGUCUUGGUUUUGGCUUGGUUGGAGGUCGUAGCACUGGAGUGGUAAUCAAAUCUAUCCUUCCUGGGGGGAUUGCAGACAAAGACGGUCGUUUACAGAGUGGAGACCACAUCUUACAGAUAGGAGAGAUCAACCUGAGGGGGCUAACUGCUGACCAAGUUGCCACUGUGUUACGACAGGCAGGACCACAGGUAAGAAUGGUAGUAGCCCGUCCUAUUGAACUGAAUUCGCUAGAUUUUGACCCAUAUAAUUGCGCUGCCCCUAUUGUACCCACGAAGAUCCUAACUGAUCCAGAGGAAUUGGACAGACAGCUGUUACAAAAUGGAUAUACAACAGUAUUCUACCGAUAUUCCGAACCUGUAGAGGCAGUUAACAAUGACAGCUUGCAAAACAAUUUCACCAGUACUAACUGUCAGGACCUCAACCAGAUCUCAGGGAUAUCAAGGAAGGAAUCACUGACAGUAUUAAAACGCAGCGAGACUCAGUCUCCAAUCAUCAAACGUAGCGAAUCACAGACCACCUCUCUGAAACACAGCAGUUCACAGAACAUUACUCCUCUCAACAAUAACUGCUUGGGAUCAAAGUCAGCAUCUCUUGGUUCACAGACCAGUUGCAAAGAGCAAAAAUGUAAUGGCGGCGAAUUGAAUGGAGUGAAAAGAAACAGUUCGGUGAACUUUUGUGAUGAUGUCAUCAUUACACCUGAUACAUUAUCACCGAUUGAUAAUGGCCAAGUUAUUAUAACACCUGUGGAUAUUGAACAUCAUAGUCCAGAAGGGCCAGAAACGGAGAGAUUUUCCCUGACAUUGACGAAGGACGAACAUGGACUAGGUAUCACCGUUGCUGGCUACGUGUGUGAGAGAGAAGAUCUUUGCGGAAUUUUCGUGAAAAGUCUGAACGAAAACUCCGAGGCCUACAAAUGCGGGAAAAUCAAACUUAAUGACAGGAUAAUCGAGGUUGACGGUUGCUCUCUACUAGAAUGCUCUAAUUAUGAGGCUGUGAAGAAACUUAAAGAUACCGGACAAACCGUGACCAUAACCUUUGAACGUUACCUCAGCGGACCUAAGUUUGAACACUUGCAAGAAGCUUUCGCAGGAAAGGAGAGAACGCCUACAGAUAUUAGUCCUGCUUCACCUUCUGCUACGACUUUGAGUUGGAUACCUAUUGAAAAUAUUGAGAAAAAAGAAGAACCAGAACGGACGUCUCUUCAGAGUGUAAGCAGUGAGGUUCUGGAAGAUAUUCCCGAAAAUAAAGAAGUAUUUAUAGAAGAUAAUUUUGAGGCAAACCUAGAGGAAGACUUGGAGUCGGCUAUCAAGCAUAAAUGGGAGAGUAUUAUUGGCUGUGAUGCUGAGAUAGUUGUAGCCAACCUCACCAAACUUAAAGGUUUAGGAAUAAGUUUGGAAGGCACUGUAGAUGUUGAAGAUGGAGUAGAACUAAGGCCACAUCAUUAUAUUAGAUCCAUAUUACCGGAGGGGCCUGUUGGUAAAAAUGGGAAAUUGGGUCCUGGUGAUGAGUUACUUGAGGUAAAUGGUCAGAGGUUACUAGGCAUAAAACACGUCGAAGUUGUAAAAAUUCUAAGAGAACUUCCAGCUACAGUCAGACUGGUGUGUUCUAGAGAGCACAAAAAUAGGGUGAUCAACACGUCCCAAGACAGGGAAGCAUUUGAAGCAAGGAAUAUACUUGGAGGUAGCCUAAAGAAUCUUCUUCCUCAGCCAGAACAGAGGUUGAUCAAAGCGCUCAGUGAUACUAGUUUAAACACUUCAAGCUCUCCAUCAGGCGCGGAUGAGUCUAAUUUGGACAAAGUCAAGUCUCGCUCUCUGGAAGUAACUAAUGUAGCCAUGUGGUCUGAAGAAAUUGAAUAUGUGGAUCUGGUGAAAGGCGAUAAAGGGUUAGGAUUUUCUAUUCUGGACUACCAAGAUCCUCUAGAUCCAAAAUCUAGUGUUAUAGUGGUGAGAAGCUUGGUUCCAAAUGGUGCUGCCGAGCAAAAUGGAAAAAUUACUCCAGGUGAUCGCUUGAUAAGCGUAAACAGCAAAGUGAUAAAAAAUGUAACUCUCGACGAAGCAGUACAAGCCCUGAAAGGAACCAUGCCCGGAAUUGUGAGGUUAGGGAUCUCAAAACCGUUGCAAAGGCAAUCUGAAUCUCGCAGUGAUAAAUGAACAAUUGAAUCAUAGCUUACACGUCCACUCGCAUUACACUGAUAUGCUUUACCUUACACCAAUUUGAUUUCCAAGAUGUAGCUAUGAAAGUAUAGUCGGGAAAUUGGCGGUUUGAUAAGAUACAUCUUGUAUUAGUAUGGGAGCCAAAGAUAGACUUUAAUAUUUAUAUUAUCUGUUCCUUCACAAUUUUAAUUUUGGUAUAUGAUAAUAAUGUUAAUAUUUGUUUCCAUACUUUUGUCCGCUGCUGUAUAUGAACAUCCAAAUAAUACAGAAUAGGGUUAGGCAUCUUCUUGGAAAAUACGUUAUUUUUGUUGCCGAUAAAAUACAGAUAUUAAGAGGUAACAGCUGGUACUUAACAAGCCGCCACUAGUCUAAGGUUUUGCCAUUAAACACUGCCGACUUGAGUGGAAAAAAUAAGGUAGAUUUUGACAUUGUGGAAUCGUGGAAAUGCAAGGUCUGAGUAAAAUGGUGAUUUGAGAAGCAAUAAAAUGACUGGAUGGUUACGAAGAUUAUGCUAAAAAAUUAUUUACUGCAUCUUGGACGUUAUAUCUAUGGAUGUAAAUUAAUAAAUCUGAAAUAUAAAGAACAUAAAUAUUUAUAUUAAUUACAGGGAUAUGUAUCUCAUAAUGUGAGAUUCAGUAUUUUGUAGCUUUUACUACUGAAGUUGUAGGAGUUGUUAGUAGGAUCAGGCUGGUGUUACUUGGAAAAUCAAAAUUCCUAUGCUAUGCUAGGUGCUAAUAGAGCAAAUAUUAAUUCAAAAAGCUUUUUUGAGUGUAUAAUGGAAUACAUUGAUUAUCAUAGCUGUAGAAUACGCUAAUCAAUGUUGAAAAGCAUUAUAAGCUGUUGAAUUCAUCAAAGAAAAAAGAUUUAAUGAAAUCAAAGUGAUUAAUUGGCUACUAAUUUUAUGUGAUCGAUUUUGAAAUCAUGGGAGGCGACUAUAAAAAAAUAGAGAUUCGGCAAAAGUAAGUUAUCAGCUGUAGAAUGUGUGAAACACAGAUGCACUUUUGGGAUCAGAAUAGGGUCUGUCACAUUCUUCCAAAGGCCAGUAGACUAUACGUGGGCAUUUAUUAAUGUUGAAUGUCAGCAAACUGAAAUUAGUGCACUUCUUUCACAUUUUAUAAGCUACAUAUAUCGAACAAUAAUAUUUAAUGAUAAAAAUGGUUACUAAUUGUAAAAAUACAAACAUACGGAGCUUUAAAGUAAUUUCUUACUCUGAUAUUAUGAAUAUCUAUUUACAUUUGCAUAUCAAUCUUUAGGUAUUGUUAGAACAGCACAAAAGCUAAAGGAUAUUUGUACAUAUAACAAUUACAAUAAGUAUAGGAAUUGAUUUUUCUGUAAAAUAUGUAUUUGUGCUUCAGAUAUAUUUUGAUGCUGAUGUGCCAUAUUUAUUUCAUGUCAAGCCUAAGCUUUCUGAGACUGACUUCAGUUUUAACCAUUAAACUUUCUUCUAAAUGCAGGCGUUUCAGGAACAGUGCGGGAAAAUCUCUAUUCAAAAUAUCAUCUCAUCCGUUUUCGAAAUUUAUAAUUAUCCAGAAACCUGCACAACCUAACCUAAAUUGCUUUUUCUACACAGCUUUUGAAUAAGUCGGGACUGCUCUCCAAAUAUGAUGUUUUUAAUUCCAAAGUAAAACGUAUACAGAAUGGUUCACAAGUCGUGACCAAAAAUGAAACAUCAUACACAGGACCGCAUCUUAAGGGGUGUCUUGCAUGAAACAUUUUUCUCUCGAGGGCUUUAGUAAAAAGAUACGGGGUGUUGAAGUUUAAAAAUAAAAACAAAAUUUUAAUAUCUUCAAAACCGUCAACUGGAAUGAACCAAAAGGUAUGGUAUAGGCGUAAGUAUUGUCCACAUUCAAAAGUCUUUACUUCAAAUUUAUGUGCACCAGUGGCGGAGAUACAACGGAUUAGUGGCAUUAUUUUUCCUAUAAAAAUAGUACGCGACUGUUUUUUAUUCGAAACGCGCAGGUUUUCGAAUUUUACCUUCAAUUUGCUACAAAUAGUUACUCGUGUUUUUUCCCUAGAGUGGUCGUAAAAAUAAAAAAAAAAACAAAUUUGUAAAAACCUUUGAGGUAGGUUGGCGUCUGUUAAGAAAUCUACGUUGAUACUCCCAAGAAGCCGCUAAAGUAUUUCCAUUACAGAAGCCGUACACAAAAAUAAUAUCGUCGUACUCAUCAUUGCUAAAUUCCAUUUCACAACACUCAAAAAUGGAAAAAAGAAAAUUUAACAAAAAAAAAAUGGUAGUAGUAACGAUAACAACCGUAUAACACAUAACUUUGACAAGAAACGUCAAGUUGGUAUCAAGGCCUCCUAUUUUAUUUUGAAACUACAGUAAUGUCCGCAUAUAACGAACCUCAAGUGACCGGCGAAACUGGUUCGCUAUAAAUUUUUGAAAAUGUUUCUUAAAAAAAUCAUUUAUUUUAGUUUGGGUUAUUUUUGUGAAAUGAAUAUAAUAUGUAAUUCCACUUCAGAUAGUCGAUCUAGCACACGCUCCGGAGCAUUUCGUGACUGAAGGAAAUGACGAACCUUGACGAAGGGCUUCUGAUGUGGUUGGAGUUGGUAUCACUUCCAUACCGACAGAUUCACUAUUAAGUCGGCCACUCACGUACAGUUUCAACUGACAGUUUGAACUGUUCAGUGAAAACUGUGCAGUUAAACUGUUCAGUCUGUUUGCACACACACAUACAGGUCAAUCUAUCAGUUUUAAAUAAUGCAUCGAACAGAGCAGAACGAUUUGGCCGCUCUGGGUAUACUUUGUGUAGUUUUACAAAAAAGUAAACAAUGUAAAAAGCGUAAACAGUGGUGCAAGAAGUGGUUACAGAGACGAAAUCAAUCUUCGGACAUCAGCUUAUUAAAAGAAUUGAGAGGGGAACCAUUAGAUUUCCUUAAUUAUUUGCGCAUGACAGAAGCAGUGUAUCAAAAGUUGCUUUUGCUGGUUUCUCCUUUGAUUAAGAAGAAAGAUACAGUUAUGAGGGCAGCAAUAUCUCCACACGAACGAUUAACUGCUACCUUGAGAUUUCUGGCAACAGGACGGUCGUAUGAGUGUCUCAAAUUCUCGACUAGAAUAUCACCUCAAUGUCUUGGUAAAAUUAUCCCAGAAACGUGCAACGCCUUGUACGCAGUUUUAAAGAAGUAUAUGGCGGUACGUAUUUUCUUCUUAAUUUAGAAUAAGAGAAACG